This is a messenger RNA of Styela clava, 2565 nucleotides long. RefSeq names its product serine protease HTRA2, mitochondrial-like. The record is from RefSeq and is a predicted model, not a curated record. Gene Ontology annotation, molecular function: serine-type endopeptidase activity; protein binding. NCBI's taxonomy places the organism in Eukaryota, Metazoa, Chordata, Ascidiacea, Stolidobranchia, Styelidae. Gene Ontology annotation, biological process: positive regulation of apoptotic process; proteolysis; programmed cell death.
CUCAAUUUUAUAGAAAUCGUUGAAAGUUUAAGAACUACUAAACUACGUAAAAAUCACUACAAUUUUGUAAUGGCGAGCGGUAAUGUUGUGCAUUUUUCAAAGCACAGAAAUCCUAUUGUUUUGUUGAGAAGGAUUUGUCACAAAGAAGGUCAACCUGGUAAUAAUGCAAAAGUGGCAACUGUAGCAAGACCGUAUUCUCAAGGUUCUGACCAGAACAAUCAAAAUAAUGGGAAUAAAAAAAUUCCAAUAACACUUUUUGGUGCUAUGCUGGGAAUAUCGAGUGGUGCAGUUCUCCUUAACAAAAAAAGGAAUUCUCAGCAACCAAGCAUUUUACAUGCUGCGGAAGGUGAAGACAGGGCUGCUGGAGGAGGGUCAUCUCGAAGGAACAAUAAUAACUUCAUUGCUGAUGUAGUUGAGAUGAGUGGAUCAGCGGUUGUUUUUAUAGCACGUUUUGCAAGAGUUCCAUUUAUGAGAAAACAAGUUGAGGUUUCCCAUGGAUCUGGUUUUAUUGUGGAAUCACAAGGACUUGUCAUCACAAAUGCUCAUGUUGUGGGCAAUCAAUCAAAGUUGAAGGUUCGUCUACAAGAUGGAAGAGAGUUUGAAGGUGUGGUUCUCGGCGUAGAUGAAGGUCUCGAUUUAGCAGCCGUUGAAAUCAGAAGCAGGGAUCUACCUUAUCUUCCUCUCGGUUGCUCUAAUGAUAUCAGGCCGGGGGAGUGGGUAGUUGCCAUGGGGAGUCCAUUGAACCUAAAAAACACUGUAACUGCGGGAAUUGUUAGCAACAUUCACAGGGCAGGAAAGGAACUGGGGCUUCAUGAUCAUGAAACAAGAGAUAUGGAAUAUAUACAAACUGAUGCAAUGAUUAAUUUUGGAAACUCUGGUGGACCAUUGAUCAAUCUGGACGGAGAGGUUAUUGGUGUUAAUUCAAUGAUGGCAUCAGCUGGUAUUGGAUUUGCGAUUCCUGUUGAUUAUGUUAAAGAUUUCCUUACUCGCUUGAAAGAGGCUUUGAAGGAAAGGAGAAGAAGCAGUUCUGGCCAGACCAGGCUCCCAACUGGUAGGAGAAAAUAUAUUGGAAUAACUAUGCUUACAUUGACCGAGGACAUUGUUGAUCAACUCAGAUUAAGAAACCCAGAUUUUCCAAAUGUUGCGAAAGGAGUUCUAGUGCACAGGGUACAAUACAACUCUCCAGCCGAUAAGGCUGGAGUUCAAGAUAAUGAUGUAAUCAUAAAAAUUGAUGACAAAGAUAUUUUCUCUACUCAAGAUGUUUUUCAAGCAUUGAGCAAAUCUAACAUUCAAUUAACUGUUAUUAGAGGUGAUAAAACCAUCAAACUACGAAUUGAACCAGAAGAGGUUUUGUGAUAUCUGACUGAAUAUUUUAGAUGGGUUUGAAAGAUGUAGGCGAAAAUGAAAAAAAAACUCUGUGAUAUGCUGGUUGAGUUGCAAUAUGUAUGUUAAAGAUAUUUAUUGCUUUAGUAUUGUGGUAACACGACACAGUCACAAACUUUUAUGGGCAAUGAAUGUGCUACUUAAACACUUCAGAAAUAUCAAAAGAGUGAUAUAUGUUACAGCCCUGUUUGCUUUUUUACUAAGAAGAAGAGUAAUAUUCUAUGAAAGAGUUUUUAGGGUAUCACUGUGGUAUUUUCAUUUUUGCUAUGUCAUAUAGCUCAGACAUCAUAUUGGUAUAUUACGAUUAAAUGCUGAGUUUUACUGACUCUGGAUGAUCAAUGUAUUGGUAAUUUUUCAACAUUGACAUUAUAUGACUGUAUGUUUUUCCAAGAAGUUCAUACUUUCUGAUUGUAUUAAUUGUAAACAUUUUGUGGAAAACAUUUUGUGGUGUUUUCAAGAAUUGAAAUAAAAGCUGAUAAUUACCAAUCGUGGGCCAAAAUAAACUGCAAUUCGUUAUCGAUUGCUAAUGUCAGUCUUCUCACGUGUAUCACAUUCUUUUAAAAUACUGUCACAUGAUGCCAGUUUUAUUUUCAUCUUCUCACUUACUCAGUAAAUUGUAUACCUUUUAAAUCAUACUUUUCAUUAUUUUUUAUUUUGAUGCAUUGUGCAUUGCUUAUAUCUCCAUAAUCAGACAGUUUGAUGUAAUACAGGCAGCAUUCUAUGUUUUUUAUAAGCUAUUGCUGUUGGUCCCUUUUCACAGGUAUUGUUUCUGCCACUAGUACAACAAAGAACUGAAAUUUUUCAAUUUUGGUCGUUUUUUUCAUGAAUUCUAUUUUUUGUGAACUGUUGCUUUUUUUCUUUUAACCAGUGUCAUCUUAUUUUGGAAAUGUAAUUUUUUUAGCAGCAUUGUAAUAAUUUUGAUUCUUUGUAUGUGUUAAAAACAUUUUUUUAAAACAAUUCAGUUAUCCUCAUGUAUUUUGAACAUGAGAUUUCUUUAUUAUUGGUCUCUGUUCAGUAUUUGUAGCAAAUAUAUUACUGUACAUUUAAAACACAAUUUGUUGCCAUAUCAAUACUUUGCUUAAACAUGGAGACUUUCCACAGAAAAAUUGCAUUAUUGUCUUGCUUGAUUUUGUAAUGUGUUUUUGGCAUUUUGCAUUUGAUAAAGAAUGGUGAAAUGAGGUG